AUGAGAGCCGAGCGCUUUCAUAAAAACCUGCAGGCACCGUCCCGAUCACACCAGGCCUUUGGCAUCCCCGUGCAAAUAGAGGAGGCCCCUCCCACUUUUCGGAGGGUGCAGCUAUAUAACCGAGGAGGCCAAACUGAUGCUUUCAACUGCAGAUCGACUCCAGACUCCAAUUGGCUCAGAUCCACAAACUCCAGCAUGUCCUUCAGCAGCAGAUCCUACAGCCCCAGGACCAUGAGCGUCUACGGGGGGGCCGGGGGCCGCGGAACCCGCAUCUCCGCCUCCCAGGUGGGUUCCCAGGCGGGCUUCAACCUGGCCGACGGGCUGGACCUCCACGUCGGCGCCAACGAGAAGGCCACCAUGCAGAACCUGAACGACCGCCUGGCCUCCUACCUGGAGAAGGUGCGCAGCCUGGAGAAGGAGAACGACCGGCUGGAGAAGCAGAUCCGGGAGUGGUACCAGAGCAAGACCGUGGUCGCCCACGACUACAGCGCCUACUUUGCCACCAUCGAGGACCUGAAGGAAAAGAUCCGAGCUGCUUCCAGGGUGAAUGCCAAGAUAAUGCUGGACAUGGACAACGCCAGACUGGCUGCUGAGGAUUUCAAAACAAAGUAUGAGAACGAGCUGGCCAUGAGGACGGCCGUGGAGAGCGACACCGUGUCGCUGAAGAGGGCCAUGGACGACAUGAACCUGGGCAAGAUGGAUCUGGAGAGCCAGUACGAGUCCCUGAAGGACGAGCUCAUCAUGCUGAGGAGGAACCACGAAGAGGAAAUAGCCGUGCUGAGGAGCCGGGUGGGCGGCCAGGUCAACGUGGCCGUGGACGCGGGGCCCUCCCAAGACCUGAACCAGACCAUGACGGAGAUCAGGGAACACUAUGAGGCCGGCAUCGCCAAAAACCGCAAGGAGCUGGAGUCGUGGUAUCAGGGCAAGAUCACAGCCGUGGAGCAGGAGGUGAUGACACAAACAGAGACUCUGGUGACGUCCCGCACCGAGGUCAAGCAGCUGAGGGAAACCCUCCAGAGGCUGGAAAUUGAGCGACAGUCCCAUUUGAGCAUGAAAGAGUCUCUGGAGGGGAACUUGGCAGAGACUCAGGCUCGCUAUGGAGCACAGCUCUCAAGCCUCCAGAGCAUGGUCAGCAGCCUGGAGGAUCAGCUGUCCCAGAUCCACGGCAACAUCACCACCACCAAGCAGGAGUACGACAUUCUGCUGGACCUCAAGACCCGUCUGGAGAUGGAGAUUGCAGAGUACAGGAGGCUGCUGGAUGGCGAAGAUGAGAGCUCAAAACAAGUGGUCACAAAGGUCAUCACAGUGGUGGAGACGGUUGUGGAUGGAAAGGUGGUGGGCAGCAGCAGAACCGUUGACGUGGAUGUGGAUGAAAUUCAGUGA
This is a messenger RNA of Menidia menidia (Atlantic silverside), 1383 nucleotides long. Lineage: Eukaryota; Metazoa; Chordata; Actinopteri; Atheriniformes; Atherinopsidae. The record is from the annotation of a GenBank genome assembly.